Molecule: messenger RNA, 771 nt
Organism: Moesziomyces antarcticus
Lineage: Eukaryota; Fungi; Basidiomycota; Ustilaginomycetes; Ustilaginales; Ustilaginaceae
Exons: 2
Coding region: 1-771 (256 amino acids)
Biological process (GO): microtubule-based process
Cellular component (GO): nucleus; cytoplasm
Source: RefSeq, a predicted model, not a curated record
AUGGAUGCCAACAGUGAUGCGGACGAGGUGGCGUUUGAGGUAGUGCGUCGACGUCGACGACCCACUCGCCCCGCACGACGCAAGCCAAACCAAGCCAGCCAAGCCAGCCAAGCCAGCCAAGCUAGCCAAGCUAGCCAAGCCAGCCAAGCUGGAGCAUCGAGCUGCUCUUCACCGUCAUCGGGGUUUACAUACGCCUCUCAACCUCGCCCCACGCAGGAUGGUGGUGAUGAGAGGGCGGUGGAGCGCGCGCGGGCAGUGGUCGACUGUAUGACCACCUACCUCGGCUCACAACUGCACACGCGCGAGGGCGAAUCGCUCGCACACCGUCUCGCACAGACGCUGCACACCGUUUGGUCGGGAGCAAGCCAAGUACCCCGCAAGAUCGUUUGUCUCGGGCUAGGGUCGCCGACGGGUAGCCGGAGUGCGCAGAUCCAGUUGGCGCUCCUCGUGGUUCUGCGCACAUUCUUCACCCAACUCGCCACUACAAAUCGACCAGAUACAGCCGACAGCAAGGACGCGAAACCUUGCACUCGGUCUAAAGACGAAUCGCUACCGCCAGUGGAGUGCGUGGCGUACGAUCCGGUCUUUACAUCCUCCGACACCGCACUUCUCGCACACUACAAUGUGCGAACACUGUCCAGCGAGAUCUCGCAGUGGUACGCAGAUCCACAAAGCUUACUGUACAUGCCGCACUGCGACCGCGAGCUGUACGAAGCGGUGCUCUCCACCUGGACGCCUCCCUACCCCUGGCUGCACCCCAGAACGCCGUAG